GGUUGAGGUCGCGCGCUUUUAUCGGUGCAUUCCGUGUGUUUUUAACGAGCCAGAAAGUGGAACUGAGCUUCUGGGUAGCAGUGCAUCGGGUCUAGAUUCGGUCUGGUUUUAUGGUGCCCCUGUUUAUCCGGGCCCGCGUGAGGCAAACAAACGGAUUUUUAGCGAGUUUAAUCUAAAUUAUAUGUAUGAUAAUUUCUGCGUGAAGCAGUCAUUUUCGUAUUGCUUGUACGGUUAAUUAAUUUUUUUGGGAGGUGGUAUCGUGUUGUUUUGUUUGUCGUUUUCGUCAGUGCACAAACAACUGAAGGACUGAAGGUGAAUUACAACAAAUAAUCGCAUAACAAGCUAGAAGAAUAUUGAUCCAAAAGAAACGAGAAGAUUAUUAAAGAAGAAAAGAAGGCCGUUUCAAAGCAGAGAGAAGAAAAGUUUCACGUUUCGGAGAGCUCACUGUUGUAGUGUAGGAUGAAUGUUAUUAUUUUUAUGAGCUGAGCACUGUGUUCUUCUUGUCGGGUUUUGCUGGCGAUCAUUGCAGUCAUUGAAGAAGACGGUGACGGCAGGCGGUGGUGGCGACGGUGACGGCGGCGGCUGCGAAUGCUUGAACGUGCGGUGGAAUGUGUAGCGGGAUCACGAUGCCUGGUUUUCUCCGGCAUUAUUGGUGAUGAUGCCUGUUUUCGAUACGUUUUCCGGGAUUGAAAUGAUGUGAAGAAAUACUCAUAAGUGGCUACGCACAAACAUUAGAUGUUUUAACUCGGAUGUAACAGCUGGGCAGAGUAAGAAAAAAAAACGUGUACAUUUAAAAGUGUUUAGUGGAAUGAUGAUCGCAUAUCGCAAAGUACUGUUUCUAUGACUUCAAUUGUUCUUUGACUGAGAAGAUUGUCUGCCUGUGCUAAAUACUUUGCGCUAGAGCUUACUCAGACCAGACGAAACAGUUGCAUCGAUGAUGAAUCACAAACGUGUGCACAUUUUACUACUCCUGUUGGCUGUUGCCAACAGCAAAGUGUGGAGUACAUCGGAAUUUGCUGCCUUGCGCACUUGUGAACCGAUUCGAAUCGAACUGUGCCGAGGGAUUGGAUACAAUGAAACAUCCCUGCCUAAUCUGGUCGGGCAUGAGUUGCAGUCUGACGCAGAUUUUACGCUGCAAACGUUCUCUCCCCUGAUCCAGUACGGAUGCAGUAAGCAGUUGAAGUUCUUUCUCUGUGCCGCAUAUGUACCGAUGUGUACCCCAAAGGUACCACUGCCGAUUGGGCCGUGUCGGGGACUUUGCUUAACCGUUAAGACACUUUGUCACCCUAUUCUACAAGGAUUUGGCUUCCCGUGGCCAUCGGCACUAGACUGCAAUCGGUUUCCGGAGGAAAACAAUCAUGAACACAUGUGUAUGCAAGGGCCUGGAGAACCGACGGACGUCGUGAUGAUUUCCAAGAAUGAUCGACCUUCGUGUCAAGGAUUGAUCAAAUCUCACCUGUACGUCCGAUUGAACCGAUCGGGACGGUGUGCACCGCUCUGUGAGGCGGAUAUUAUGUUCGAGCAGAACGAAAAACAUUUGGCCGAAGUUUGGCUAACAUCGUGGAGUGUGGCUGCACUUUUCACCGCCAUUGUAGCGACAUUGUGUUUGAUCCUGGCCACCAAACGAUGGGACAAGGUUCUUAUGCCCCUAGUCAUCAGUCAUUGCUUGGUUACGGUUGGCUGGGCCGUCCGGUGGCUGGCCGGACGAAAUGCUACUGCCUGCGGCUAUGAUACACAGCUUCCGGGCGUUUCGCUUCUGCUCACGGAUGGCCUUAUGACGGCACCAUGUGCGGCCACCUUCCUGCUGCGGUACUACUUCGGAAUGUCGGCUGCUGUUUGGUGGACGAAUCUUUGCUUGCGCUGGAGCAAAACGGUUCGCAGGCUGCUGAGCACGGACCUGAACGGCGAUCCGCACUCGGAAAAGAUGGAGUCGUCGUACAAUACCUUACUGCAGCUGGCCGCGUGGGGACUACCGGCACUGCAAACCGUGGUAGUUCUGGUGGUGCGACUAGUCGACGCUGAUGAACUGUUCGGUUCCUGUUUCAUCGGAAACCAGUCCGACAGAGCACUGCUCGGUUUCGUGCUGGUUCCAUUGCUCACCUAUUGGGUCAUCGGUUCCGGUUAUCUUUUCACAGCGUAUCUACGGAAACGGUCCUCAUCGACGCUGCUGGUCAACAAUCUGCCGGUGCAGAUCACCGGAAUGGGACAGUUCCUGUUCAUCUACUCGGUUCCGAGCUUCCUGCUACUGAUGAUAAUGUUCUACGAGUUCGCCUAUCGGGAGAACUGGCUGAACGUUCCGCACCCUUCGCUGGAACCGGUGUCAUCGGUGAAAGCCCCCAUCUGGCCGUUCAUCCUGCGGGCGGUAAUUGAGCUACUGGUCGGAGUGCUGGCAUCGGCGUGGGCCGUCGGGCCUCGAAUCGCCAGCCUCUGCCGCAGUAAGAUCAACCACCAGGUUUAUAAACAGCCACAGCCAAAGUUUCCCCAAUCACCGUACUCGACGGCCUCCUAUCAGACGGUUUGCCCGCAGAACUCGGUGGUAUCGGUGUCGUUGGGUAAAAUUCCUCCACGACACGCAAGAAAAUAUCCCUCGCAUUCGCACAUUAACCGAAAACCACGUACUUACAAGGCGUCCUCGCAAACGAUGAGCCUGACCGGUAACGAGACUGUGCUGUGAUGGGAGCUCCGUGGGCUGUAAAUUAUGCGAACCAAGCGGACAAAACAGGGAUCCGACCGAAGCGACGGAAUUAUCAAUUAUCGACGUACAUGUUACGUUGGCGAAAAAUGUGAUAUUAAGUUUAAGAUGAAGUUUAAAUUAUUUUAUUUCAGUGUGAAGACUAAAGGUUAAAUAAUGGUGUACUUUUUUGUGUGAAACUGUAACUGCUAGUAAGUUUUUAGGUUUGAUACUUAAGACAAGUUUAAUUAUAUGUUGUAAAAAUAAUAUCUUGUGCAUUGCCUGGCACUGGUGCUGAGGUUGAAACUGACGGGGGAAAAACAGCACGAUCAAGCGUGGUAAUGAAUAGCAAGUAAUCUACAUACAUGCCGGUGCUGAUGGGGCGCGGAUAGCUUCCAGGCUGAUCGGUACAUUGCAUGUUCUUAUUUAUGGGCAUAAGCGUGCACGGGAACGGUGCGCACGUUUGGAUAUUGCACAUAUGCGGGUAGUAAAAUGGUUAUGGCGAAUAGUUGUUAAGCGACUUCAACGGGGGCGGGUGGAAGAGCAACACGCAAGAAAUAAAAAAUGUAUCUCAGGCCGCCUGGUUACACUAGGAUCAUGCAGUCUUUCGCGGGUCUAGAUAUGCAUCGGAUCGAGUAGGUUAGGACGAUUUUGGAACCUACUUUGGCACUUAAUUCGUAGGGUGUUGAGUGUUAUUCCGGGUCUAUGCGUUUAACUGGCGUUUUUUUUCAUAAAAGUUGCGACUGGAGUAAAUUUCUCAACAUUGCGAAAUAUAUCAAGUUUUCUAUUUUCAUUUGUUAAAAAAGUCUAAAAAAAAGCUUUUAAAAGCUUUCUUAAUGCUUUUAAAAGCUAACGUUUGAACUUAUUUUCCCAUGAAAAUUUUGCGGAUUGAAAUGAAUUCUAUUUAUCGUUUGCGUCAUUUAUAACAUUAUAUCUCCAGUACCAAAAAUGUCAACUGUUUGAUCUUCCAUCGUGAUCGAUGACCUAAUAGUAUUCUGCAAAUAAGCCAAAGAUUGUAGAAAUCAGUUUAGUCAUCUCCGAGAAAACAAAUGCAUAGAUAAAGUGCAGUUCGCUAGUUAUUUAUACUAUUAAAUUUUUAGAACCGGAAGUGUCAGCCAUUUAAUUUUCGAACUUGAUCAAUGAUCCAAUAGUAGCUUGCAAACUAUCCUAAAAUUAUUUAUAGUCAGUCAUCUCCGAGAAAAUUGAGUGGCUAUAGAAAUCUUUCAAAAGUGCGCACGUACAUUGAAAUCUUGUCGAGCUUAAUCGAGAAGUACAUAACACUGAAGGCCUCCGAGGAUUCGAAAACCCUGAUUUAACAGGAAUUUUAUAUUUUUGCAUUUCUCAUACAGAAAGGUUAUGCAAUCACUGUGACAACCGACUUCUGAACCGAGGCCCGUACCAAGUGUCAUAUCCCAAGUAGCAAUUCGCAACUAGUUCUGAUACGACAAAGUCCAAACUAUGUUGAAACAAGAGCACGAAUAUGUUUUUUAUGUUAUACUGGUUAAAAUAUGGUGACAGCAAUGUUUCAUCAUAACAUAACUAGUUACGAAAUAGUUAUUUAGGUUUCCAAUCAUAACAUCUUUGUGUCAUAUUGAAUUAAAUAUAAUUUAUAAGCUAUCGUUACUUAAUCCAAACAUAUCUUCAAUCACAACAAUGCAUCUAGCUACUAGUUGAAAAUAAGUUUAUUUGACUUCAAUAGUAGCAACCCGUAACUAGUUUUGAUACCACUUAGCCCAACUGUGUUGCAACAAGAGCAUGAACAUGUUUUUUAUGUUAUACUGGUCAAAACAAGGUGACAGCAGUGUUUCUUUAUAACGUAAACAUUGAACUAACUAUCAUUUGUAAGUUAUCGUUACUUGAUUCUAACAUAUCUUUAAUCACAGCUAUGUUUUUAGCUACUAGUUGAAAAAAGGUUUAUUUUCCGUUGUGAAACCAUUAUAAAUACGUAAACGUAUAUGUGAAUCGUUACUGUGAAUUGAUAUAGCAAUAACUUAGAUAUUAUAAGAUUAUAACAUAAUUUCUUCAUUGAUUCAGAUAGUUAUCGGUAGGUUUUCCCAACGUUAUGAUAACGAAAAUGCAAACGAAACAACCUUUCUUGGCUUGAAUAUGGCGAACACAAUAUGGAGUCUCAAGAAGUGUAUGAAACGUAAAUGAAACCAGGAUAUUACUUUUUUCAAAACUACUUUUUGCCGAAAAUAGUGAAAGGCAGAAUAGUCAUUUUUGUUCUAUGCACUUUCAUAAACACGAAGAAAAUAAUAUAGGGAUUGAACAUCGAUUGUGAUAAUAUUAUAAUUCUCAUGAUAUAUGAGUUUAAAAUGAUUAGAAAUCACUCUACUUGGAAUAAUUUUGAGUAUUCUGAACAUAGGGUUAUUUUGUUGUUUAUUUUUUAUAUCUUUAUAAACAGAUUUGGAUUGAAGGCGCAUAAAAAACAGUUAAGUAAAAUUGAAUUCCGCUCGACAGUUUUUGGAUCGUUGUGAAAUUUGUACCUUGUAUCAAGUUUGUGACUGAAAGUACUCUUCUGCUUUUUUAUUAAUGAUAGAAAAGUAUUCUGGAUUCAUUCAAUGUUUAUAAUGUCGAUGGUGACUAAGUUUCAACUAGUUUACUUGAAAACAAGUUAUUUUCAAGUUAUGAAAAGAUAAGUUAUUUCAGUAUGGCAUUACAACGUAACGACAACUUAUUUUUAGCCGACUUAACAACUAGUAGAAACUGCGCUUUUUGAGUCAUGCAAGUGGUUAGAUGUUAGUAACAAUCACUCAAAUAUCUGGUUGCAAACUAGUCACAAACAAGCUAGCGUAACAAAAAUUGUUACUUGGGAUACCAUUCGACUCAGUUCGUCGAGUACGCAAAAUGUAUGUGUGUAUGUAACAUUUUUUUCUACUAACUUCUCGGAGAUGGCUGGACCGAUUUUCACAAACUUAGAUUCAAAUGAAGGAUCUUGUGGUCCCAUACAAAAUUCCUGAAUAUUAUUUGGAUCUGACUUCCGAUUCUGGAACUAUGGGGUAAAAUGUGCAACAAAUGAAAAUAUGUGUACUAACUUCUGAAUUUCACUUGAAUCCGACUUCCUAUUCUGGAAUUAUAGGGUAAAUUGUGUUAACAAUUUUAUACCAUCACUUUAAGGGGUAAAACAAAAAUCGUAAAAAUAUUCUGAAUCGGCCUCAAAACUACUCCAAUCGGUAAUAAAAUAAACUGAUUUCGGCUAUCCUGGUUCCUGGUUUCCUGGAAAUAGUAGUCAUAUUUUACCAAAUGGAUAUCAUUCACUUUUCUCAGUGAUGGUUUGACCGAUUUUCACAAACGUAGAUUCAAAUGAAAGGUCUCGUGGUCCCAUACGGAAUUCUUCCGUCAUUCGGAUCCGACUUCCAGUUCCGGAAUUAUAGGGUAAAGUGUGUUAAAAGCUUUAUACCAUCCCUUAAAGGAGCGAAACAGAAAUCGUAACUACUCCAAUCGGUAGUCAUUAUCAGUAGACGGCCCAACAUUCCGAUUCCAGCUAUUCUUUCAAGAAUGGCAGAAAAAUAUUUUGAAGAAUAUCACAGUAUUAUAUACGAUAGUAUGAUUGAUAUGAGAAAGGUAUCAUUACACCACUAGGUGGAUUUAAACAGGUUUUUCUUAAAAGAAAAAUCUAAAUACCGAGUAUGGAUAUGAAGGUGUUUUUUUUUGUCAAAAUGAAACUAAUUUUGAAUGGAAAAUUGAAAAACAAUAAAUCAAGGUAUUGACCAUUCCUUUGUACACAUCUUGCAGGUGGUCAAUUUAUGGAUACCAAGCCAAUAGAAAUUUUCGUCUUUUGAAUAAACCAAUCAGAUACCCUAUUCUCGACUUCUUCGUAGGAAUCAAAGUGCUGUUUAGUCAAUGCGUGGCGCAUCGAUGGAAGCAAAUGGUAGUCGGAAGGGGCUAUGUGUGUUGAAAACGGCGGAUGGAGUAAGAAGUGUAUCGAAAAUACGCUAUCCACAAUUUUUUUCUUCAAAUUAUGAUAAAAAACGAUAUUUUAUUCAAACUAAAAAUAGAUCCUUUAUUGUACGAGGUUAAACUUGAGAAUAAUGAAAAUCGGAUGAAAUUUAAGCUAUUCGUUCACGAAUUUUGGAACUUUUGAUCGAACGUUCUUCAUCAAGUUCCAGACAAGUGUUGCAUCGCAUUUUUUGGACGCCUGAGCCCAAUUUUUUUUAAUUCCUGCAUGUUCCCAGCUGCCUUACCAGUCUUCUUGAAGACCCUAAUCACGAUUUCCCAGUAACGUUCGAUUGAUCGAAGCUGAAGGCAAUUUGGUGGAUUGAUAUUUUCCUCAACGAAAUUUAUACCCUUUUCCGCAAGCCAAUUGAGAGUGGUUUUGGCAUAGUGAGCCGACGCUAAAUCCGGCCGAAACAGUGGAGGUGUACUAUGCUUCUUAUAUAAAGACAGCUUCUGGAGACUCAGAUCAAUAGAUUUCUGCAUUUAUAGUUUCGAUAUUGUAAAAAAUGGUGACUUCAAACCACAGGAACAUAUUGCUUGCCAUACCAGUACCUUUCGACCGAAUUUCUCCACUUGAAUCGACCUAUCGGCAUCGCUCACAUCCUCCCCAACGACGACAGUAAAGUAUUGUGGACCUGUAAGUGUUUUUGAGUCCUCCUUUACAUGAGUCUCAUCGUCCAUCAAAACGCAUGCAUCCGGACACUGCAAAAGACGCGAAUACAAUUUCCGGGCCCUUGCUGCUGCUCGCUUCUAUACUUUGUUUCGAGAUUUUCUGCUUCUUGUAGGUCUUCAGGUGAUUUCGCCUCUUGAUACGCUGGGUCAUUGCGACACUCGUUUCUGCUUUAUUUGUCAAAUCACGUAUUGGCAUUGAUCUGUUCUUCAUGAUUAGAGAUACCACUUUCUGGUCCAGUUUCGGAAAGACGCGGGUUUUUUGCCUCUUCUUGGUAGCUCAUCCAAAGAACAGUAUUCCCCAAACUUAUUAAUUAUGGUUUUAACACUGACAUGAUGAAUUCCAAACCGCUUCGCCAAUUUUCGCAUUGUAAUAGCCUUCCCACUUAGCCAUGCGUCCAGAACCUUAAUUUUCACUUCUUUUUCAAUACGCGAAAUUUUGAAAACGCAGAAUUUCAACCGCACAAACAAGUAAACAAACGAAAGUUGACAGCCAAACGCACAGCAUGCUGUGAUCUGAGCAUGAAAAAGUAUCACAAAUACAUGCGUACAACACAAAUGUAUGUGGAUAGUUUAUUUUUGAUACACUCCUUACCAACUCCCAGCCAAAGGUUUAGAUUAUAUCCUGAAAUGGUUUUGCUUUGCGUGAAGGUACAUUGUCGUGUAACAAAAUCACAAAAUCAAUUCUGAUCGUUUUUUGAACAAGUGCUGGUUCAAUUGAUCAUUUCUGUAUUUAAUGUUCAUUACAACCUAAGUAACAAAAGUAAACAAACUGAGUUUUUUAUUGCAUUUUGUUAGGGUUGUUCUAAUACACGCACUACCCGAACACCGUUUCUCAAUUCACUAUAGAUUCUCUAAAAAAUCUGUCAACACAUUUGACGUAUGUAGCAGAGGAUGAGGUUUUGUUCUCGCUGGAUGUCACGUCACUAUACACAAACGUACCGAUCGACUUUGCGCUAGAGUGUCUAAGUAACAGAUGGAGUGAAAUAGAAAAGCACACAACCAUUGAUCGGGAUAGUUUUUUGGACAUGGUUAAGCUUGUGUUGGAGUCUACCUUUUUCGUACACCGAGGCGUAGUGUAUGCGCAAACCUUCGGGGUACCAAUGGGAUCACCAUUAUCGCCUGUUAUUGCCAAUUUAGUAUUGGAACGUUUGGAGCAGCAAUGCAUAACCAUGAUGGAGGAAAAACAAAUACAAAUGAAUGUGUAUCGACGAUACGUCGAUGACUGCUUCUGUGUGGGAAAAAAGGAACACAUUCAGGACAUCGUAGAGUCGUUUAAUAGUUUCCAUAGUAAACUUCAGUUUACUUUUGAAAAUGAAGAAGAUGGAAAACUCAAAUUCCUCGAUAUGAUGUUGUUCCGAAACAACGAUCACAUCGAACGAAUAUGGUUACCCAAACAAUCUGAUGGGAGAUAUCUGGAUUUUGAGUCCGAAAGUCCUUAUUCGCACAAAUGCAACACUGCGAUUGCACUAAUAGAUCGAGCAAUCAAACUAUCCGACUGUAAGAACCGUCCAUCAGCCAUAAGAACAGUCAAGGAAAUUUUACAAAUAAACCAUUACCCUAAAUGGUUUGUUUGCAAAAUACUGAAGGAACGUGUCCACAAACACUACAACAGCCUGCAGGAGGAAAAAGAAAAAGAUCUAGCGCAGUCGUAUGUUGCAGUUCCGUACAUCCCUGGACUUAGUGAAAAAUUGGAAAGAAUUUUUAAAAAAGUACAGCACAAAACUUGCUUUUAAGCCGAGGGAUAAAAUUAAGAAUCAAAUUUUCACUAAGUUAAAAGAUCCAAUCCCACCAGGGAAACAGACGAACGUGGUGUACACAAUCCCAUGCGGAACAGACGAUGGCAAAGUUUACAUCGGACAAACGGGAAGAAAACUAGAGACAAGAGUAGCGGAACACAAGAACGAUACGAGGAAAAAAGAUGCAAGAACUGGGUUAUCUCAACACACACAACAAGAAGGACACAUCUUCGACUUUGCCAACACCCGAAUACUGGAACGAAUCGAGAACCAGGAGAGCAGAGUUACAGCAGAAAUGUUUCACAUAAAAAUACUCGGCGAGGAGAGAACAGUCAAUCUCCAGAGAGAGUGUGGAACUUUCUGCACUACGUACAAUGGUCUGAUGGCUAAGUUCCGACAGUAUUGGAAUAGUAAGGAUGAUAGGCGGUCAGAAGCAUACGAUAACCCAGCCGUCGGCAGUGAGUGAACGAAUGAUAGAAUGGAGUGAUUGAAUAUUGUAAAAGUUUUGUUGAAUGUAAGUCGAUUGUUUGCUUUUCUUGUGACUGUUAUUUGAUGUAAAUUUGUAUUUGAAUUGUAAAAUGUAUGUACUUAAUGACGAAAAAUAUAUGUUGUAGGCGUCCGACGAUGGCUGAAGAGUAGUAGGCCGAAACGUUAUGCUGAACAAAAAACGUUAAGAACAGUGUUUCAAUUCUCACCGAAAAAAAUCAACAAACAACCAUAAUUGAACAAAGUUGCGGUGACCAGAACAAAAAAAAAACAUUUGACGUAUGUCGAAAUCAGUGAAAAAUAAUCAUCAAUGCUAUUAACGUCAAUUGGUAAUGUUUUGACCAAUGUACCAAAGUAUAAACAAAAGUGUAUGCGCGGACUUACGACAAAAUAGUUUUUCUCGAAAAAGCAGAACUGGUGUGAUAUUCUGAAUCUGAGACUAGAUGUAGAGUUGGAGAUAUUUAAUGGGUUCGAUAUGCUAUUGAGCUUUUUGAAAAACGCAGAUUAAUUUGAAAAGAAACUGGUUGGGUUCCAAUCGUAGAAACCGUUAUGAAUUCUUCAUCAAACGAAAGCGAAAGUUCUCAAUACACACUAAAAACGAAUCGACUGUCAUGUUUUGCCAUCUGAUAUGCAAAACUAGCUAUCAGUAAUGUUUUCGAGCUAAACUGGGUUUCACACAAGUGCGAGUAACAAAACGACAAAGGUAAACUUCGACUUACGCAGAACGACUUAACAAUCAAGAGGAAAACGACUUAUGUGUCAAGUCAAUCAUAAAAAAAACGAUGUACACGAUCAAAUUACAAAACGACGUGAGUGUCGUUUUUGCCUAAAAGUUAUUUUUGUGGCUGAAAAUUGUGAAUUAGUUACUAUGAUACGCAUACAAAUUAGAAAAUUUGGUGAAGAGAUGAAUCAGGAAUCAGAACAAAUUGGCUCGAAUGGCACGUUCCCCUUGAUAUUUGGAGAUUUGUGCCUGUAACGAUUAGUAUUAAUAUCACCUAGGAUUAAAUCAUUUUAUCGCCAUUAAUAAUUCGUUGUAAAACUGAUUUUCUUUCGUGUCUUUGAAGCAAACCAUACACUCUCAUUGAACAUAACUCAAAAUUGAGUGACACAUCACUCAAAUUCAUAAAAAGUGCACGUACUCUAAACUUUAGUUACCACCUAUCUACUCAUUUUUGCGUUAAGGGACGAAAUUGUCAAAAUUUGAGUAAUUUUUACUCAAAAUAAGAAAAAAAUAUUUUGUUCAAAAUUUGAGUAAGUUCAACUCAAAAUUUGAGUUUCUUGCUCUCAAAAUGAAGAAAUUUUUCUUUGUUAAUUUUCAUAUACAAAGUUAUUCUUCUUGCUUUUGAAUGCGCAAAAUAGUGACUCAAACCCGUUUCCUUUUGAACAGUUUGGAGUAAAAAUUGAAUUAUUUUGAUAUCCUUAUGUUGCGCUUUUCACCAAGCAUAAUUGAAACCACAAAACAUCAAUGAUUGACGUUGAUUCAUGUUUUCAAAACCGGAUCUAGAAACGGCAAUGGAAAACGACGUAUUCUUGCAUUCUUUAUUUCGAUAAGAAUAUUCCGAGAAUGAAAAUGCACUGAACUGCAAGAAGUAUUUUUUUCACUCAAAUGUUUAAAAACUCAACGCUUACUCUAAUGUAAGAAUAAAUGCGAGAGAACUCAUGGCAACGAGUUUAUUUUACUCAAAUCCAUACUCAAAUUUUGACAUAUUGUUCCAGUUUACGAAUUUGAGUAAUCGCACCUCAAACCAUGAUUUAUGUUCAAAGAGCGUGUAUGCCUCAACAGCAUUCGAUGCGACUCUACAGCACUUGCAGCACUGACUUGUUGUACACGCUUACUUGUAACUACUCAGUGGCAGGAAACGAUAUUUUAUCCAAAACUGGGUAGAACCCUAUCAAAUUGAUUGAUACGAUGUCUGAUGAAAGUGUCACUGACUAUAAGUGACAUCCAUCGUAAAUCACCCAACGUUUUUUUUUACAACUACUCAAUUUUUGGGUAGGUAUGGUUUUUGCAAAAGUGGGUACCAGUACGAUCUGUGAUGGCAACUGAAGUUCAAUAAUUGCCAAUUAUUUUAGGAUUAGGCGAAAUUACGGACAAUUCAAUGGUUCCGACAUCACUGUACCUGCCAUUAAAGGUAGGCUAAGGCUAAUUCGCAGGAAAACAUUAUGUUUUGCAAUUUUUGUGACGACUCAGUCAAAACAGUUGGUAUGAAAAUACGGAAAUUGCAGGAAUUAUGAAAAUACGGCAAUGACAGCAAACACAAACUUUUCUUCGUAAAUUAUGUACAAAAAUAGUGCUCAAAUUUGUAAAAGCAAUUCUUCUCUCUAACUAUUUGCAGAGAAUAAUAACUAAAACUAUUAUCUUUUUUUCGCACUGAAGCAACGAUUGAAAAAUACAGGGCUAUUCCGUAAUAAUUGAAAGAGAAAGAGAAACAAAGCGAAUCUGUCAUUUGCACUUACGUCGUAGUGAAAAUUCUAUACAGAAUUGUAAUAUUGCAAUUUUGUGAUUGUGGUUCUCCGUAUACUUUUUAGCGUAAUUUCGUUUUUGUUCGGAAGAUGUUCUCAAACCUGCAUUUUUGGGCACAAUUUUCAACUUAAUCCACAUAUGUCUGACAUUUUCAUGUUUCACACAAUACUCGUUAUUCUACCGGGUGCUGAUUUGAAUUUGAUUAUUCGUUUAAUUUAGUUGUAUUUCUUAUAGUGCAGUGCUUACCGAAGUUGGAAGUAAACAAAUCAAAAUGUAAUUGUGCGAGAGUUAUUAGAAAAAGAAUUCCUCAUAAUACUACUUAGAAUCACGAAACAAUCUAGAAGAUGAUAAUGAUGUCAUCAACGAAAAGCAUUCUCAUUUUCCCAGAAAUUCGUGGUGAUAAUUUGUAAAUAUCAUCGAUCGUAAUGAAACAUCAGAUGGCAACAGCUUUGUUUAUAUCUCUGAACCUUUAAAACUAAAGCUGUACCAUAUCUCACCCUACGAAGAAAAUUGGCUGCUUUCAAGUGAAGUUAGCAUGGCGAUCCAACGAUCUUCAUUUCUGCCGAAACUGGUGUGGUGGAAGAAAAGAUGAGAAAGUUUGUAAGGCCUGAUAAAAUAACAUAACCUCAAGUCAGGGCUUAGGGUGGCAUUCUUAUAUCGAAGAAACAAAAUUAUGAAUCUGAAACUUCGAAACUGAGAAAUGAUUCCAAUCAAUCGCAGCAAUUUUCGAUUUAUUCCUUUUUCGUGAUGAUCGAGUCCAGAUCGACUUGGAGUGUUAUCGCGUUUAGACCACCCUAUCACGAUCCGGUCAGUCGGUGUUGUUGCUGACGAUAUCGGUUGAAGGCGCUGAAAGACCACAACGGAGACGCAUUUCUUGAGUAUAAUCGAUUUUUGAUUGGAUUUUUGCUUCAGCUUUAGCACCUCGAAACGAAGCAGUUGCGAGAUGAUUGGGACUUCGCUCUCCCACCUCAAAGCGAAAAGUAAGUUUGCGCGUCGAAGUAUAACCAUAAUUUAUGAUUAACAAUUUAUGAUAAUGUUAGUAAAUAAAUAAAUAAAAGUAUAACUACGCAGUAUUCUGAGCAUUUUGCGGUGAUUACGGUGAACGGAUGGGGGUUGAUAGUGGGUAUAAACGUUCGUGAGCUUUUUAACGAGCCGAGGUUUCGGUGCGUAUCAAGCUGGUAAAGAAGCGAAUGAGAACUGACGUAAAAUGUACGGCAAUGCACCUUGAAUGCUUUUAGUGAUGUGAAUGUGCACAAGAUCUGGUUGCAAUAAGGUAUAAUCAGGUGCUGCAGAACACAUAUGCCAGUGUCGAUGGUAAUCAAAACGACAUUAACAAUGUUGGUAUGACGUCAUACAUGCAUUCACUCUAAAGAACUACAGAUAGAUACAAAUAUAACGUAUAUGCAAACAUUUGUUAUGGUGAUGAAGGUUGAGGGACCUUGAAUAUUCAAAUGUAAGCUUGCCGACCGAAUUUUAUUAAUAAUUUCUUCAGAGAAAAAAAGUUUGCUAUUUGCGUUUAUGGUUCCGGAGGUACGACACAACACCUUUAAGCAUGAUUUCGACCGUAUAUUUGAUACUCGUUUUUAGAGUUAGUAAAAUAGCGGCACUAGUCGUUCAAUUGUCCUAUAGAAAAAUCCAGUCAAAUUCUCUGCGAUCGCUGCGCUGCUCAAGUGGCGAGCUUUGAACUAAUUUACAUGGAGAUUUGAAAAAAUUACUGUUUUUUUUAUACUUUCGCAUUAAUCGAAUAAUACCAUACAGAAACAUGUAAGAAUUGGAUAAAAAUUCAAAUCAAAUCAAAUUCUAAGAAGUGAUGUCGGGUGCUGUUUUCAAAUCUGGGAAAUUCGUAGUUUUUAUGAAUGGAUUUAGAGAUACGUUGAUAAAUUAUGAUCGAAGUUUAUUUUAUACGUCUAUUUACACAUGUUUUAUCACCCAAAUCAAAUCUGUAUGUGAAAUGAUAAUUUCAUCCAGGAUUUUCAAGUAUAAAGCAACGAAUAUUAACAAAAGAGUUUCACCCUCUGUGGUAUUUAAACACAUUCGUAUGUUAGGUAGAAUUCACAGUGCAACCCAACCAAGGAUAGCUCCUUCGUUUGUUCAUUAGUUCAUGAUGAUGUGCGCCAGGUGAUGAGUAUGCUUCAUGUGGUUAGCUUUAGAUGAAUGGUUCUAUGAGCAAACUAGAUUCAUAACUUUUAGUUCCGAAAAAAACAUUUCUUCUUGUGUUUCUAGAAUACAUACACAGUGUAAACUCCCAAGAAAUUGAUCGUUUUGAAAACGGGCUCAAAAGCAAAAUUAAUGCUAUACAAUGUGUGCAAUAUUUUUGAAAUGUUAUCAAAUUUGGUCUUGGAGUACAAACGUUAUGUUUAAAAAUGAUUUCUGUAAACUUACACUGAAACAACACCGAAAACAUUGCCUGUAUGACGUUGUUUCGCAUCUUGUAGCAAGCCGUGAAGCAAAGUUCUUCUAUCUCGUACAGUACUACCGAGAGUGAACCCUUCGUUUCAUUGCAUUACUAUGGAUUGCUUAGUUCAUGUGUUUACUGAGACUGAGAGCACAGCUAAUUUACCAAGUAAGGGAACUAGUCUGCUCAGUAGCAUACCAUCUCACGCAUCCAGUUUCUCUCUAGUAUUGCUUAUGUCAUGAAAAAUAUAGAAUUUCUUUCGUACUGUGCCGGCUCGGUGUGGUAACAUAGCGACAUUAUCAACGACGGUCAGUGGAAGUUCAGUCCAUUGAAUUACAAACGAAAACUAUCUGGCAAUAGAGCUUAAAACUUUAAAUCAAAUACAUCCAGAUGACACCAAAAGUGCUUCUGUUGAAAAAAGGAGUGUAAAUGUGCUUAAAAUGUGUGUAUAAAGUUACCUGCGCAUUCCACACAACCAAAGUAUUUAUUGAGAAAAAGUACACCCACUUCUUACACCCACUUCUUUCAAAUUAUGAUAAAAAACGUUAUUUUAUUCAAACUAAAAAUAGAUCCUUUAUUGUACGAGGUUUAACUUAAGCAUAAUGAAAACCGGAUGAAAUUUGGAACUUUUGAACGAACGUUAUUUAUCAAGUUCCGGACAAUUGUUGUAUCGCCAUUUUGGACGCUUGAGCAAAAAAUUGUUUGAACUCCUGCAUUUUCCCAGCUGCCAUAUCAGUCUUCUUGAAGACCCUCUUCACCAUUUCCCAGUAACGUUCGAUGGAUCGAAACUGAGGGCAAUUUGGUGGAUUGAUAUUUUCCUCAACGAAAUUUAUACCCUUUUCCGCAAGCCAAUUGAGAGUGGUAUUGGCAUAGUGAGCCGACGCUAAAUCCGGCUAAAACAGUGGAGGUGUACUAUGCUUCUUAUAUAAAGGCAGCAAUCUCUUCUGGAGACACUCAGAUCGAUAGAUUUCUGCAUUUAUAGUUUCGGUAGUGUAAAAAAUGGUUGACUUCAAACCAAAUGAACAUAUUGCUUGCCAUACCAGUACCUUUCGACCGAAUUUCUCCACUUGAAUCGACCUGUCCGCAUGUCCCCAACGACGACAGUAAAGUAUUGUGGACCUGUAAGUGUUUUUGAGUCCUCCUUUACAUAAGUAUCAUCGUCCAUCAAAACGUAUGCAUCCGGACACUGCAAAAGACGCGAAUACAAUUUCCGGGUCCUUGCUGCUUCUCGCUUCUUCUGUUCUACACUUUGUUUCGAGAUUUUCUGCUUCUUGUAGGUCUUCAGGUGAUUUCGCCUCUUGAUACGCUGGGUCAUUCCGACACUAGUUCCUGCUUUAUUUGCCAAAUCCCGUAUUGACAUUGAUUUGUUCUUCAUGAUUAGAGAUACCACUUUCUGGUCCAGUUUCGGAAAGACGCGGGUUUUCUGCCUCUUCUUGGUAGCUCAUCCAAAGAAUAGUAUUCCCCAAACUUAUUAAUUAUGGUUUUAACACUGACAUGAUGAAUUCCAAACCGCUUCGCCAAUUUUCGCAUUGUAAUAGCCUUCCCACUUAGCCAUGUGUCCAGAACCUUAAUUUUCACUUCUUUUUCAAUACGCGAAAUUUUGAAAACGCAGAAUUUCAACCGCACAAACAUGUAAACAAACGAAAGUUGACAGCCAAACGUACAGCAUGCUGUGAUCUGAGCAUGAAAAAGUAUCACAAAUACAUGCGUACAACACAAAUGUAUGUGGAUAGCUUAAUUACACUCCUUAGUUGUGUGAAAUGCGCAGUCAACUUUGUGUAUACAUUUUAAAGAGCAUUUACGGUUCCAUACAUCACCAGACGGCAUUUUUGGUGUCCCGGGCUGCUAAUUACAUUGCUACAGGGUGGGCAUUUAAAGUGGAAUCAUCGGGCGACCCAAGAACUUUUGACAGAAUUGUCAGAUCGACUAAUGACAUACCGCGUUGGAAGCGACAUUCCAAGACAAUUUUACCAUGGGACAGUACACACUAAAAGAACGAGCUGAAAUUGCUCAGCUUUACAUUCAAAAAAACUUCCCAAUUGUGAAAACCAAACGUUCGUUUCGUUCUAAAAAUGAAGUUAACAGUGCUCCCAGUGAUAAGACGUUCUAUGCCUUUAAGAACCUUCAAUUAUUUGAAGAACAGCAUCUAUACAACCAAAACGUUUUUUUCCAAGACGAUUUUGGAGCAACGAAACCUGUUAACGGUGAUCGUUAUCGUGCCAAAGAUAAACUCAAGAUAGAGGGAAUAGGACCUCUAGAUGAGCUCGAUUCACUGACAGUUUCAGUCUUUUGGAGCAAAACAACAAGCGUCUGAUCACUAGAUGCGUCGUAACUAUAGCAAUGAUUGUUUAUGUUUGGAAAAAUAUCAAGUUACAGUAUGAACGAUAUUGAGCAAUUUGCCUUAUAUCCAGUGAUUCUUACAAUAAAAUAGUAAAAACUACUUAGAUUCAUUGCCUAGAAUUUAUUUAGUUUGUUAUUGCCUCAUCCCAUGAAGCAUUAAAGUCAGUUGUAGCAAGAAAUCAUUUUGUGCUGAAUGUUUGCUUCCUUUUUAACUUGUAUUGUUUCCAUGGCAUUUUGCCGGCACUAGUCGACGCUUAUUAACGGAGGGUCAAUAAAAUUACAUUAUUACUGAACCAACUGGUUCACGAUUACUGACCCAACAUUUUUCAAUGAAUUAUAUGGGACAUUUUGAGUGUAUCUUUGAUCGUGCCAUGAUGAAUGAUUUUGUGAUGCCCAAGGCUCGGACAAGUCAUCGAAAAACGAUGAUUUUGACUUUUUUUAACUCCAAGAUACCGAUACAAACGAUGGAAAAAUCGGAAAAGGGCACAUUUUUUUUACUCAAGGCCAAAGGUGACGAAAUGAAAAUAAAUAAAAAUGUUUUUUCAUACAUUUUGUUCAGAAACAAAUGCUUCCACUUCAAAUGGCUCACCCUGUAUUACACUGUGGAAUCUAGAUGUAUACUAAUGGCGUUUUUCAUUGAAAAACACUGGUGGCGUGGAUUUCUCUGGUUUUGCACUUUCGAGUAAACACCGUCAGAAUGUUUCAUUUCUGCUUGAAAGUGCAAAACCAGAGCAAUCCACGCCACCAGUGUUUUUCAAUGAAAAACGGCAUAAUACUAUGUUCACACUAUGAGUUGAAACAAGUUUUAACUCUGAUUUUAUGUUUUAAGCGAAAUAACAUGUUUUACUUUUGCGUUAUUUCAUAUUCAGAAACGUCACAUUAGAACAUGUUUUCCCGAAAUAACAUGAUAUAAUUGUCAGUAAAGCACAACCCUGCUAGCAUUUUCCGUCACUUUACGACUAUGUCAAUUGACAAGCUGUUCAACAACAGCAGUUUUCCAUCAAAGUAGCCUUAUAAUCAUAAUAAAACAAAACUGGAAACUGGUACCGAUUUCUCGGUAUUUAUACAGAUUUUUGCCGUCUAUACCGCAAUACAGAUAUGUACUCCCGAAAUACCGAUAACUCACGAAUCAUACAGAUAAGUACCGAUUUUGGUUUUUAGCUUGAAUAGACAUGAGAAAAGGUUGUCGUGGGACCUUUUUUUUGCUCACCCCUUGGUGACAUUUUCUACUACUUAUGUAGAAGAGACUCUGAUCCCGAUAUGGUACAGAUAAAUUUUUGCGCCGAAUACAGAUUUUUGGAAAAACGACCUGAUAACGCAGAUUGGUAUAACCACUUUUGUUUUUGAAUUAAAAGAUGAUUUUUUAAUUAUUUGCUGCUCAAAAAUAUUCGAAACGUUGGCAAUAAGCGUGAAACGAUAACAUCCUUCAUAGCUAGGAGAAGUACCUGGCUUAGUUCUUAUUUUUCGGAUGUUAUCAAAAUACUUUUUUCUUUCCUACCUGCGACGUAGGCAUUUUUGCAGUUUUUUAAUAAACAAACUCAAUACCAAGUGCGUAUAGCAUAAUCUUAGUGUGAACAGUGCGGUUUUAACUUUAUAUUACUAUCGUUAAAACAUGUUAUUUUCUGCAGGUAUGAACAUAGUAUAAGUUUACUUCAUUUAUGAUAAAACCUUUAAUUUUGUUUAUAAGAAGACAGAAUUGAAGGUUUUAACAGAACGAUGAAAUCCAUAUUAUUCGUCCGUGAAUUGACCAAAACAUCGCUUAUUAUGAACAACAGAGAAUUGAAACAAAGUGGUAGCGCAUAAUAUUUGCGCUGCAUCUUUAAGGAGCCGUUAUUUAUAUGAGAAAUAUACAGCUGUCGUACUGAUCAAUUUGUAACUUUGGAAAGGAAACUUGGAACCGACAUUUUUUCCGAUUCGAAGCAACUAAAUCAAAACGUAGCUCGAUAAUUGAUCUUCGGGACAUCGGUAAAAUGCUUAAUUUUCGAAGUUCACCUUAUGUUUUUAUGUGAAAUAUUCAAACAAUAUUUUUGUGUCGAUCUGUUUUGCAACAGGUUCGUAUCAAGAUAACAAGUUACCUCGUGAUAUAAUAUUUAUUAGAGUUAGUUAACGUACCCGUGUAAAGGCCUAAUUAGUGGAGUGUUAAUUUCCGGUUGUUAAACGAAAGCAAAAAACUCCCACAUGACCUGUAUUUGUCAGAGUGUGAAUUUGUAAUAUAAAUUUUCUUAUAUUCAUUUGUGAUCUCAAUAUUUUUUAAAUUUGAGCUCGUUUUAUUGGAAAGAUAACAUUCUAAACUGAUUACAAGUAGGCUUCAUAUGAUCAGAAAACGAUUUCAAUACUUUUCCAAAGGCAAAACAACGCACCCAAUGUUCAUCUUCCUUUCCAUCCAAGAUCUCGGACCCUGAGACUACUAACGUGGUGUACUGAAGGUACAUUACUUAUCAUCAGCUGGUCGCUCGCGGCGGUUUAUGCGACUUGUUAACUUGUUACCACAGUGCAACAAGCACCUUCCCGAUCUGCAGCUGAAAGUUAUAAUUCAAAGUUACUGCCAUGGAAGAGCAAAACAAGCGCUGAAAUGUAAACGAUCUCUCACCCAAUCGAAUCGGAUAAACAACAAUAAUUGGAUUCGGUGUGCCAGCGGCAGUGGGGUCAUAAAAUUGCACCACUUCUUCUUUUGAUGUGCAACCAAAGAUGGCAAACGCUUCUCGCAGUAUCGGAACUCUCGCCAAAGGCCAACGUGGCGAAUCGAAAUAAGAAAGCAAAAAAUAACGUCCGUUGUUUCUGCAUAUGCGUACGCACCGUAUCCUGUUUGUUUUAGAAUGAAAUUUUAGCUUUUCAAAAUGACUAUAUGAGAGUCCUUAAAGAUGGUUGUUUCCCUACGAACUCGACGGUUUGUUCCAUCAGCUUGAAUGUUGUGGUCAAAUAUCCAUUUUUCCAGAAGGAAUGCAUGAAAAUGUGGUCGUGACUUGAACUGCCGUGGUUCGUUGACAAAUCACACACCUAUAAUUUAGUUAGUUGAGUUUUCAAUAGGAAGCUACUCAUUCCUUCAAAGUGAAUCAACCGAGUGAUCACCGGUGAAGUAUGAUUACAUUACCAACAAAUAUCGUAUCCCGUAAUCCUUCUGCAUUUCAAUGCCCUGCUUGUCUGUCGUCCUCGUAGUUUUAGCCUCAGAAAUUGUGUUUAAUACAUUUGAAACUAUACAAGUAUUACGUAUUACGAAGGGCCACCCUAAUAGCUUAGAUUGCUUUGUCGAAAUAUUGUAAAUAUUUAUUACCUUACAGUGUAAGUGAAGAGUUAUGUAAUGUACACCUGUGUCGAAGAACCGCAAGUAUUAACAACUGUUCUAUAGUUAUUAGUAGUACCCAGGUACCGGAUAUAUGUCUCAUAUUGUGCCAUUUACCUUAAACUAGAUUGACUCUGUCCCGUAGCAAUAAUGAUAUAAUUCUAAAAAUCAUGCGAUUAGAACCUACCUGACAAUCUUUUUGUGUUUGGAGACGUAAUCGAUGGGCAGUGUGUGAGUGUAAGAACAUUAAAUCCUGUAAAUUAGAAGCAAUAAACUUUGAUUUAGUUAA
Messenger RNA from Malaya genurostris, 20269 nucleotides. RefSeq names its product frizzled-4 (gene fz4). The coding region runs from base 935 to 2674 and encodes 579 amino acids. Lineage: Eukaryota; Metazoa; Arthropoda; Insecta; Diptera; Culicidae. The record is from RefSeq and is a predicted model, not a curated record. Gene Ontology annotation, cellular component: plasma membrane. The transcript is spliced from 4 exons. Gene Ontology annotation, molecular function: Wnt-protein binding; Wnt receptor activity. Gene Ontology annotation, biological process: non-canonical Wnt signaling pathway; canonical Wnt signaling pathway.